UUACGUAUCGGAACAUUUUUGUAAGCUUUGGUCCCACUGCAUUAAAACACGUACCUCUAAUUCUGAGAGGGCUUUGGUCAAAAAGGAAUAAGCUUGAAAAAACAUGAUGAUCCCGGCUCCCAAGUGACUAAGCGGAAAGCAAACUGACACUAGGACGCAGUUAUGUUAGCUUGUGUACACUGCGAAGGGGACUCGAAGAAGCAACAGGAGCGGAUUCCAAGCCCAAAUAAGCGCACAUUCCACCAGCCCGUGACCCCAGUAUGAUCGAGGUGCUGUGCCUUCUGCUGAGCCGCUUGCUGCUGCUCCUGAUAGGAGGCUAUGAGCUGCUCUGGCUACUCCGCGAGCGACUGAAUGCAUUUGUAAACUGGUCAUAUGACCUCUGGCGUACCGCCGCGGCACGUGAGCUUCAUGAGCGGCGCGUUCUCACUGAAUGCCGUUCCCAGCUUACAAAAACGCCCCAGCACCUAGUGCUUGUCAUCUCCCCCAGCGACCAUUACGUGGACUCGGUGCUGCUGCGGCGAAUCUUUGGCUUUGCCUUGGAGGUUGGUGUCCAGCAUGUCAGCGUAUACGACAGGCGACCUAAGGGAGACGGCUAUGUGGAGCUGGCUGAGCUGUGUCAGCCAUCCAAUGAUGAGGGAACCGGCAGCCACUUUAAGUGGCCAGCGAAGCCCAAGAAGCCUGAGAGCGCGCCAAUAAAUGGACAAAAAACCAAUGGUUAUGUCAAUGGUGCAGGGGACAACAGUUCGUGUUCUAAUCAAUUGCAGCUCUAUCAAAUAAGCGCCGCCGACGGCCAUGCCCUCAUCGCUGAUGUCUGUCGGGAGUUGUACGAGGAAAGGAAUUCGGAAGUGGUGCAGAAUCUGCUCAGCCAGAAGCGCGAAGCGCUAACCGAGCAGAUUAACUCAAUGCUGACAAAGCGGCUGGGUUACGUUGCACCCGAACCGGAUUUGGGAAUUAUUUUUGCACGGCAGACAUGCACAUACGGUGUGCUGCCGUGGCAUGUGCGCUUCACGGAGUUCCACACGCAUCCAAGUGGACGUUACUUCAAUGUGGAAUCGUUUGCCAACAUCCUGUCCAAGUACUCGCGAUGCGAACAGCGCUGGGGUACUUAGUACACCCGAAGAGAAACCCCCUAUCUUAACUAGUUACCUUAACUGUAUGUAAAUUAUGGCCAGGAAUUCCUUUAGCACGUAAGAAUAAACUGCGAAAGUGUAUUGUUCAUAAAA
This is a messenger RNA of Drosophila ananassae, 1223 nucleotides long. RefSeq names its product dehydrodolichyl diphosphate synthase complex subunit NUS1 (gene Tango14). Gene Ontology annotation, cellular component: endoplasmic reticulum membrane; dehydrodolichyl diphosphate synthase complex. Gene Ontology annotation, molecular function: ditrans,polycis-polyprenyl diphosphate synthase [(2E,6E)-farnesyl diphosphate specific] activity. Lineage: Eukaryota; Metazoa; Arthropoda; Insecta; Diptera; Drosophilidae. The record is from RefSeq and is a predicted model, not a curated record. The transcript has 3 exons. The coding region runs from base 261 to 1109 and encodes 282 amino acids.